Messenger RNA from Anneissia japonica, 3176 nucleotides. RefSeq lists its product as uncharacterized. Gene Ontology annotation, molecular function: A2-type glycerophospholipase activity. Gene Ontology annotation, biological process: arachidonate secretion; phospholipid metabolic process. The record is from RefSeq and is a predicted model, not a curated record. The transcript is spliced from 8 exons. The coding region runs from base 226 to 1476 and encodes 416 amino acids. Lineage: Eukaryota; Metazoa; Echinodermata; Crinoidea; Comatulida; Comatulidae.
UUCACUGAGUGAAGUCUGCUUGUGUUCCAGUGUUCUUAUUGUCUGCAUUGGAUGAAUCCUCAUUGGCGGUAGAUAAUAUAGACAGUCUCCUCGUCACGGUUGUUGUACACAUCCCCGUCGCUGGAUAUUUCUUGCGACAUUUUUCCAUUUCUCCUUCCUUUCUCUUUUCUGGUGAUUUAGACGUUUAGAGAACGUCGAGGUUUGGUCGUGUAGAACUUCACCAUCAUGGAGUUGACAAUGACUAGACUACUUCUGUUGACUAUCGUCGGCGCCAUUUUAUCCGUUUCUAAGGUAUCCUCAAACCCAGCCUGGGCAACUCGAGCAAACAAAAGAUCUGAGCUUAAAGAAGCACUGGAGUUUCUGAAGAAGCAUCUACGCGAAAACGAAGAAGCCUUCGCUACAGGAUCUAGACGUAUGGAAACCGAUGGCUUUCCCUCGAGGCAGACGGGAAAAUUCGGACAAGUGGUUGACACAAGGCCUAUGUACGACCAAAGGUUUAAUUUUGGAAAGCAGAGAGAAACACCAAAAAUAGAGCCAGUUGAGAUGUUUAUGAAUGAGCAAAUGGCAUCGGAUGAUGAACUGUCGUUUGCUAUUCCAGAAGAAGCUGAUCUGGAUGAUUCACUCUCGUCUGAAGGCGAAUUUGUCGAAGGUGUAAUUGCCGAUUUUAUUGCCAAGGAAAUCUUAGACGAAAUACAAUUGGACAAACGACCAGCUAAAGAUGAUAAACCGUUGAAUACGAUAGAAGACAGUUAUGUGGGAAUCCUAGAUGAAAGUCCUGUCGUUUCGUUCGACUCUGCUGAGGAGAAUGAAAAUUAUGAACGUUUUCUGGCCAGAACUGAAAAUCAGGAAGAAAAACCUUUAGACACUAAUUUACCGGACAACGAAUUCGACCAAGAUCUUCUAGAUGAGCUUAUGAUGACGUAUUUUGCUGACAAUGGAGGAGGGCAGGAAACUGCCAAUAUCCCAUUAACCAAUGAAAACCAAGAGGAGAGUGUUAACGAACCAAUAUUGACCGAAGAAGAAAGAAUUCUGGCUGAGACCAUUCUACAUGAAAUCGAGGAGGAAUUAGAGCGGGAAAAAAUUAGGCAAGCAGAGUCGGAAAAAAUGAAAAAACCUACAGCCCCUCCACCAGAUACAGCUGCCUCUUGUCCAAUUCUUGGUUUUCUAGUUGAUGAUUGUGAAAUAGCUACGAUUGAUGGUAUUGACGGUGAUGGGUAUAAGCAAGAGUUUCGACAGCCAUGUAACUGGCACCAAAUAUGUUAUACAUGCGGAGCUGGUUACGGAAUUUCUCAAGAUAUCUGCGACGAAGCUUUUUAUUUGGAAAUGCUUUCAAGGUGUGAUAACUCCCCAACGUGCGUCGACAGAGCUGAUUUCUUCUUACUUGCUGUUACGGAAGACAGAAUUCCAAUAAGGAACUCGCCUAGUGUGUGUCAAAGAAAAUGUUUGAAAGAUUUCCUGCUUGGGCUUGAUGGAUAAUCAGAAGAUUUUCUAGACCUGGGAGAGAAGUUUGCAUGCAAGACAAAACUGGACGUAGCAACACCAAGUUUGAAAACCUUGUGCCUGGGAGGAAGUUUUUUUCAUAAUGAUUAAGAAUAUUUUGAUCUUUUUUAUAUUUUGUUGAUUAUGCGAACAUUGCAGACAUUGGCGUUUUUAAAUCAAAUGGUAGGCAUAUCUGGCAGUGGAUUUGAGUGGGAAGGCAGCUUAUUACCUUCAUCAACCAUGGGGAUUUUUUAAAUAAAUAAUUCCCAUGAAAAAAACACUAUAAAAACACUAAAUAAACACUAAACACACUAAACUAAAGUGUAUCCAAGAUAUUAAAUCAACUAAUUUUUAGAAAUUUUAGAAUACAGGGCAUUGAGACAGAUUCCCAUAAUCGAUUAAUAUUUCUAUACUACGCCAACAUUUUCAUGAAAUAAUUAUAAACCUACUUCCGUUUUUAUGGGUAGUACACAAUAAUGGUAGAUAUAUUAUAUAAUGUUUAAAUCCACCUAUGGUUUCUGUAAACAUAUUCCUCAAUAAUGGUGACUCCCCAUUAUAAAUAUCCGAUAUUACUACUUUUAUCAACACGAUGUGAAUUUCGUUUCAAUGAUCUAAAUGAAAUUGGACAAUAACUCUGAUGUACAACAGUUAUGCGCAAUUCCAGACUCGCAAUGAUUAAAAAAAGUACACGAUUAUAAACGUUGGACUGUUCGCUCUUUUUACGACCAGGACGCAGUGGCGUUUCCAGGAGUCUUGAAUUGGGUGUGGGGGCUGAUGUGGGAGGGGGUGGGCGAAGAUGGAGUGGGGGAACACCCUACCCCUAGAUACGUCACUGUCUGAACGAGCAUUGGGAUGCUGUCUGGGAUUAUAACGGCCAUGUGUAUAGAACGCAGCAUUAUUCAUCCAUCAUUCUCUGUUGUUUAGAGUACCGUACGUUACGUCGUGUAAAUUGAUGUUUUGCUCGUCAGGACCAAGUCAUGUGAAACAAAGGUGUAAUUUUCGAUGCGAUGUUCUUUUGUGAUUUUUCUUUCUGACAAAAAAAAAAUAAAUUGUAAUCGUCUAUUUUAGAGGCACGUAUACAAGGCCUAUCCAAACCACAAUUUGAUUAUUUCGUAUAUUAUAGUUCAUGUGUUGGUGUUUUUAGCACUGCCUGGCUUUCACAUUUCAUCCCAUUGCCAAAGUAUGAUAAUAUCUAGAAAUAUUAAUGAAUAUUAUACCGUAUUUAAAGGGGAAAAUAGGUUUGAGAUGGAACCUUAAUAGUAAGGGUAAAACAGGCAAAAAGAUGUCCUUUGCAGUCAAGUGACUACAUAAUAAGCACAAUUCGGAUUCUUUUCCGUAUAGUAAGUUCUUGUGUUAGAAUAAAAUGUGUAUUAACUAUUUUUUAAUUGUAUGGCUUGUUUUGUGAUAUAAGAAUUCAAUUGGCAGUUAGUUCAAAGAUUAUGACGUCAGAUAAACCAUCCGUUGCAAUUUGCAAUCAAUCUCCGAUUGAUAACAACAUCAUUGUAUUAUGACGAUUGAUUUUAGUGUAGUGAAGGAGAUGCCGUUUAGUAUUAUUAUUCAUGCGAUGGCUAUUUUCUGUAAAAGAUAAAUGGAACUUAAGAGAUUCACUCCUUAGAAAAAGUCGUAUGUUACAAAAGGAUGUUAAUAAAUAACUAUGACGUAAUUGAUGUGCCAGUCAAUCAUAGAUGUCUAUUAAA